This is a messenger RNA of Schizosaccharomyces osmophilus, 777 nucleotides long. RefSeq names its product short chain dehydrogenase, DHRS7 family. Bases 1 to 777 code for a protein of 258 amino acids. The transcript has a single exon. Gene Ontology annotation, molecular function: oxidoreductase activity. NCBI's taxonomy places the organism in Eukaryota, Fungi, Ascomycota, Schizosaccharomycetes, Schizosaccharomycetales, Schizosaccharomycetaceae. The record is from RefSeq and is a predicted model, not a curated record. Gene Ontology annotation, cellular component: cytosol.
AUGAGUCGCUUGGAUAAUAAAACUAUUCUCAUAACCGGUGCUUCUUCCGGUAUUGGUAAGAGCACAGCUUAUGAAUUUGCCAAGGUUGCCAAGGUCAAGUUGGUUUUAGGUGCUCGUCGUCUUCCUGCCGUUGAGGAGAUUGCUAAAGAUUUAACCUCUAAUUACGGUGUUUCUGUUCUUCCUAUCAAACUGGAUGUGUCGGAUUUGGAAUCGAUUCCCAAGAUCAUCGAAAACUUACCAAAAGAAUUUGCCGAUAUUGAUGUUCUGGUGAACAAUGCUGGUCUUGCCGUUGGUGUUGACAAGGUUCGCGAUCUUAAAGUUGAUGAUGCCGUUCGUAUGAUGACUACAAAUGUUCUUGGUCUAAUGGCUAUGACUCGUGCUAUUUUGCCUCUUUACUACAAGAAAGGCAAGGGUGAUAUUGUCAAUGUUGGCAGUGUUGCAGGCAGAGAGUCAUAUCCCGGAGGUUCUGUCUAUUGCUCCACCAAGUCAGCUGUUGCUCAAUUCACUUCUGCUUUACGCAAGGAAACAAUCGAUACUGGUGUCCGUGUAAUGGAAGUCGAUCCUGGUCAAGUUGAAACUGAAUUCAGUAUGGUCCGCUACUCUGGCGAUCACGAGAAGGCCGGCAACGUUUACAAGGGGUACGAACCUUUGAUCCCAGAAGACAUUGCCGAAAUUAUUGUCUUCACUGUUUCCCGCCGUCCUAACGUCGUCAUUGCUGACACUUUGGUAUUCCCUAAUCAACAAGCUGGCGCCUACCAUCUUUACAAGCAACCUUAG